Messenger RNA from Pseudomassariella vexata, 1536 nucleotides. RefSeq lists its product as uncharacterized. Bases 1 to 1536 code for a protein of 511 amino acids. The transcript has a single exon. NCBI's taxonomy places the organism in Eukaryota, Fungi, Ascomycota, Sordariomycetes, Amphisphaeriales, Pseudomassariaceae. The record is from RefSeq and is a predicted model, not a curated record.
AUGGGCUGGACGGGACUAAUAUGUUUUUGCUACUUUCUCCUCGCCUUAGAGGUGUUCGGUCUUCCUGGCAUAUCUCACCCAGUCUCUAUAGCUAUUGAGUCUUACGGCAUGCUAGAGAUAUUGUGGUAUCUCUUCUGGUUUCUCCCGUAUAAGUCAUACCUGCAGAAACCCGGAAUUCGCCUCGAGCCGAUGACUAGGGCCCAGCGAAGGGCGAUGAUCAGAUCUCUCCUCAACACUGUGCCAGAUAUUCUGAUCUUCCUGCGGGGAUGGUUUGCGAAAGCGCAUCUCGACGAGAUAUAUCGGGAAGACGUGAUGGACUGGAUGUUGUGGGCGUUGUGGGGAACUGAAAGCUUCGAGGGUGUGGACAUGGAGGAGAUGGAUGAGUACAUCCAGGAGGCCGAGAUCAAGGCAGGUAGCAGAUUGCGUCCUGGUCGAGGAGGUGCGAAACCAAUUCGCGUCAACAUCGACCCCGUCAAGAUGGUGCACCGGUCGCUUCUGUUCUACGGGCUGAUAGGUUUUCUGGAUGUCAAUGCAGCCAUUUUUAUGUUCUUCCAGGGUUUCAGUUUCUGGAGACAACCUCGGUCCAACUUUUUCAAGGUCUUCCCACCGAGACUGCAGACGCUUGCUUCGCUGAAUGCGUCAGCUGCCCCGGAAUUCAGCUAUUUUUACCGGCGCCACAAGUGCAAGAGAUAUCGACCCAUCGUCUUCUGCCACGGGAUCGGCAUUGGGUUGGCGACUUACAUCCCCUGGUUGAUGACGAUACCUAAAGACAUUGGGGUGCUCGCCAUCGAGCUACUUCCCGUCUCAGGGCGCAUCUGUCCAGAGGCUGCCUCAAGCAGCGUCUUCAAGGAAGGCAUGCGUAAGAUCCUGUCCCAGCAGGGCAUUGACGACUUCGUUUUCGUCGGCCACUCAUACGGCACGCUACUUGCGCGCCCAUUACUGGAAGACCCCGUUAUUGAACCCAUGAUGAACUCGAUGGUCCUCUGCGAUCCAGUUGCCAUACUGCUCCACCUUCCAGACGUUGCGUAUAACAUGACUCGACGGGAACCAAAAACAGCACCUGAACUCGAGAUCAGCUGGGGCGCGGCGCUCGAUCCCCGAAUCGCCCACACCAUUUGCCGACGUCUGAACUGGCAGGAACAUUACCUUCUGCGGGAGCACCUGAUCGGAAGGCGUACGACGGCCAUCGUGGGUAGCCGUGAUUGCGUUAUCCACCCUGACGCCGUGGCUAGUUAUGUCUACUAUGGCGAUGUCAACUACACAUCAGCUGACGUGGAGGAGUGGAAGAAGACACCAGAAGAGUGGACGGGGCGUGGCGAAUUGGAGCUGUACUACCUGUACGACAGAGAUCAUGGCCAGUCUCUUCUUAUACCAAACGAAUCUGUUCAGAUCACGGAAGUGGUCGAGAAAUACUGCCGGAUUGACGGGGGACCAGAUCCUAAGUUGGGGGCGAAGGACGUGGACACUCCAGAACCACCCCCCAAGCACCCAGCCAGGUCACACUUCAGCGUGCUUACCGAUUCAAAUAUGGUUUAA